Molecule: messenger RNA, 2037 nt
Organism: Plasmodium vinckei vinckei
Lineage: Eukaryota; Apicomplexa; Aconoidasida; Haemosporida; Plasmodiidae
Product: anaphase-promoting complex subunit, putative
Exons: 1
Coding region: 1-2037 (678 amino acids)
Biological process (GO): cell division
Molecular function (GO): protein binding
Source: RefSeq, a predicted model, not a curated record
AUGGAAAAAAAGAAUAGCAGCAUGUCUGAUUACUUAAACUUCUUAACAAUUGCUGUUCAUUUAUCGAAAAAAUAUAAUUUAAAAUUUCAAAAGAAAUUAUAUCAAGAUCUUUUAGAUAAUUAUUUUUAUAAAAAAAAACAUAAGAUAAUAAAUAACGUAUUUAUUAAUGAGCCUUAUUUAAACUAUGGUGAUUUAAAUGAGUUAUACAAAUAUACAAAGGCCAAAUGUAAUGAAAGUAAUUGUGAUAAUAUAAUUAAAUAUGGAUAUGUUUACUCGUGUUAUAAGCUAAAAAAAGAAAAGAGAAAAGACAUAGUUUUAAUGAUCCUAGAUGAUGAUUUUCUAAAAUAUAGUUGCAAUUCUAAUAUAAAUAAUAAUUAUGAUGAUAGGUAUAAAUAUUAUGAACAAAAAGAUAUAAAAGUUUAUGAAAAUAACUUUUAUAAUGUAAAAUGUAUGCCGGGGUAUAGUAUAGGAUAUUAUUUACUCGGUAAAAUAUAUGAAAAGGAGUUAAAGGAAGAAUGGUUUGAUGAAAGAAGAAAAAAAUUAUUAAUAGAUAUAUCAUUUUAUUGUUAUUAUUUAUGUUUUAAAUCAUGCCCAUUUUUAAUAUGUUCACUUCGAAAGUUAUUAAUAUUGCAUGGGAAGUUUUAUUGUAAUAAUAUGUAUAUAGAAGAGGUAAAAAAAGUUUCAAAAUUUUAUAAUUUUGAAAUAGACAUAUAUAAAAAAUGGAAAAAUCGAUCAUUAAAUCAUAAUAAGGAUGGCGAAGAGGAUAUGAAAGAAAAUUUUGACAGUAGUAUUAUAGAACUUAUUGAUUUAAAACAAAUAAAUGUUAUAAAUAUAAAAAAUGGUGAUUCUAUAUUAUCAUUGAUUGAAGAAGAAAACAUAAAUAGGUAUUUCUUAGAAUGGACAAAUAGUUUUAAAGAUCAUGUAAACGAAAAUAUUUGUAAAGUAAAUAAUAUUAUUUCUAAAAUUGGUAUCAACGAUUUAGCAGUAAUAGGAAAGUUUUAUUUUCAUUUUUAUAUAAAUAAUUUUAAAAGGUGUUUAAUGAUAUUAGAAGAAUGGGAAAAUGAACCAGUUUUUAGUAUAUGCAUUUUUUAUAUAAAAGGUUUAUGCUAUUUUUUGCUUCGGAAUUAUGAAAAAUCUAUAGUUUUUUUCGAAGUUAUUCAAGAUAUAGACUGCUAUUUUACAAAGCAUUUACCAUUUUUAUCAACAUGUUAUUGGCACAAAAAGGAUAUCGAAAAAAUAGAAUAUAUUUUAACAGAAUAUCCAAAGAAAGAACUAAAUGAACAUUUUCUUUGUGUUAUAGGAAAUUAUUUUUCUUUAAAAAAUAAGAAAGAAAUUGCCGCGAGUUUUUUUCGAAAAGCAAUACAAUUAAAUAUAUAUUAUGAAUACUCAUAUAUUCUUUAUUCUUGUGAAACUAAAUAUUUAGGGGAAACCCAAAAGUCAGCUUUAGCUUUGGCAAAAUGUCUUAAAAUAAAUCCAUGUAACUUUAAAGCGCAUUUAUUAUUAAGUAUUAUAUUAUUUGAAGAACGAAGCUUUGAAUUGUGUAAUUUUCAUUUAAGCUUAUGUCUAAAACUAAACAAUACCGAUGGACUGAUAUGCUUAUAUUUAGCUUCAAUAUAUAAUUACAAUGGAAAAUAUGAAAGCGCAUUACUUUGUUUAAAGCAUGCAGAAGAAAACAUUUAUAAUAAAAUUGAGCUAUUCAUAAUGCAAGGUAUAAUAUUUUUAAAAAUAAAGAGAAAUGUAGACGCAUUGAAUAGUUUUUUAAAAGCUCAAAAAAUAAAUCCCAAAUGUAAUUAUAUAAACACACUUGUAGCAUUUACAUUGGUUCUAGAAAACAAGUUCGAAACCGCAAAAAAAAUAAUAAAAGAAAUAAUCCUUGAAAAUUCACAGGAUGCCAACAAAAAUAUGUUGAAAUAUAUUUAUAAAUGCUGUGAUUUAAAAGCUGCUUCCUCGAAUUGCGUGUUAAAUAAAAUCGAGCAUUUUCUUAUGGACAGAAAAUUUCGAGAAAUAUAUACUUUUGAGAAUUCAUUAUUAGAAUAA